UGAAUAAUGGGAAGAUCAAGGCUUGGCUGUAUGACAACAUGGGAUCCAGGGUUGAUUAUGAUGCUCCAGGCCACUCAUGUACUACAAUGGCUUAUAGUGCUGAUGGAGCAAGGCUCUUUUCUUGUGGCACCAGUAAAGAUGGUGAAUCAUACCUCGUGGAGUGGAAUGAAAGUGAAGGUGCUGUGAAACGUACUUAUGUUGGCCUUGGGAAAAGAUCUGUUGGGGUGGUGCAAUUUGAUACUACUAAAAACAGAUUCUUGGCUGCUGGCGAUGAGUUCAUAAUCAAAUUUUGGGACAUGGAUAAUACAAACCUCUUGACUACUGCAGAUGCUGAUGGUGGAUUACCAGCAUCUCCAUGCAUCCGAUUUAGUAAAGAAGGGACACUUUUAGCUGUAUCAACCAGUGAAAAUGGGGUUAAAAUAUUGGCAAAUGCUGAUGGUGUUCUCUUGAAAGCCGUGCUCUUGAUCCCUCCAGAGGUCCUCCUGGUGCUGUUGCCAAGGCACCCAUGAUCAGCACAUAUGGUGCUUCUAGUUCAACUGCUGGAACUAGCAUCAGUAUUGCGGAUAGAACUGCGCCAGUGACGGCCAUUGUUCAACUGAAUGGAGAUAACCGCAACCUGCAAGAUACCAAGCCUAGGAUUCCUGAUGAGCUGGAGAAAUCCAAAAUUUGGAAAUUAACUGAAAUUAGUGAACCUGCUCAAGUUCGUUCCUCGAGGCUUCCAGAUAAUCAACUGUCCGUGAGGGUAAGGAUGUGGUAC
This is a messenger RNA of Solanum pennellii, 757 nucleotides long. RefSeq names its product protein TPR3-like. The transcript is spliced from 5 exons. Gene Ontology annotation, biological process: regulation of DNA-templated transcription. NCBI's taxonomy places the organism in Eukaryota, Viridiplantae, Streptophyta, Magnoliopsida, Solanales, Solanaceae. The coding region runs from base 39 to 509 and encodes 156 amino acids. The record is from RefSeq and is a predicted model, not a curated record. Gene Ontology annotation, molecular function: protein binding.